Messenger RNA from Cetraspora pellucida, 1245 nucleotides. The record is from the annotation of a GenBank genome assembly. Lineage: Eukaryota; Fungi; Glomeromycota; Glomeromycetes; Diversisporales; Gigasporaceae.
AUGGCUUUAGUUGUCACAAAUAACUUUGGUUACCAAAAUAAUUUAGCAGAACCAGCUACUAUUCUCAUUAAUAAUAAGAUUUAUUUUUAUAGUGGAGAUAAUGCAUUUGCUUUUCUUUCCGACUUUUUUUAUCUUGAUGUUUCAAUUCAAUUUACAAUAAACGACAUAGGGUCAAUGCCCCGGGUUAAUCUUACCCCAACUACAGGUUUGCCAUCAAGAACUGGCUCAACUGCCUGUACCUAUGGUGAAGAUAAAAAUCGAAUUGUUUAUAUUGGCGGCAGGUUCAUUGUAGGAGAUAAUUUCACCACAGUUUAUGAUAUUACAACACAACAAUGGAGCACACCAAAAGUGUCGGAAAAUUUUACAGUAAAUAGAUGGCUUUUACAAUGUGUUGUUUCAGGAAAUGAUAUAUAUGUUUAUGGAGGAAAUAUAGGUCAAACAAAUAUGACUAGAUUAGAUACGUUGAGUUUAACUUGGACAGAAUUUUCUUCAGGAAUAUUAGCUCCUGUUGGUGUUCAAGAUUAUACUGCUAUACUUUUAAAUAAUGAGUCUAUAUUAUAUAUUGGAGGUCAACAAGGUGGAGAUGUUACAACACUUUCUUACCCUUUACUCGAUCAGGAAAUAUUCCUCAAUCAAGAUAUGAUCAUGGGGCAGUCUUUAUAUGCAACACAAUUUAAUCAAGUUUUAAUUCUUUAUGGAUAUCCCAACUCUAAUUCCCCAAUUGUGGCACUUGAUAUCAAUCAAUUUAAAUGGUCAACUCCUACAAUUUCAAACGGUGGACCAAACUUUACUUUAAGACGUUUUACUUCAAUACUAAUUGGAACCUAUAUUUUUAUUGCGUUCGGAGCAUCCGAUAUAAAUGGAAUUAAUAGCACAAAUAAUGUUUUUCUUCUUGACGUAAGUAAAAAAGAUAAUUAUGUAUGGGUCACAUUAUAUGAUCCUACAAAAAAAUUUACUUUAACUUCAACUUUGAUGCCAUCGAUGACUUUUAAUGCAUCAUCAUCUGGUACACAAUCUAAUACACCAUCUAAUGCUGGUACAAUUAUUGGUAUUGCAUUUGGAGCAAUUGCAGGGCUAAUAAUAUUAAUGACUGCCGCAGUUCUUAUUGUUAAAAGAUAUGGUCAUCCUCUUUAUUAUUCUGAUCCACAAAGGUCAAGUGAUAAGCCAAAUAACAAAGUCAUUGGUAGUCAAUCUCUUUAUUAUUCUGAUCCAAGUGAUAAGCCAAAUAACGAAGUCAUUGGAUAA